Molecule: messenger RNA, 1554 nt
Organism: Anguilla anguilla (European eel)
Lineage: Eukaryota; Metazoa; Chordata; Actinopteri; Anguilliformes; Anguillidae
Gene: foxd5
Product: forkhead box D5
Exons: 1
Coding region: 263-1321 (352 amino acids)
Biological process (GO): cell differentiation; anatomical structure morphogenesis; regulation of transcription by RNA polymerase II
Molecular function (GO): RNA polymerase II cis-regulatory region sequence-specific DNA binding; DNA-binding transcription factor activity, RNA polymerase II-specific
Source: RefSeq, a predicted model, not a curated record
AAUUGUCCGUCUUCAUUCCCUGUGGCGACCUGCCAUUCUGAUGGGGUUGGUCGUCAAUGGGGCAGGGGAUGGGUGUUAAGACCCACCCCUCAUAAAAACCAGGAUCACCUCCAGUCACGGCAAACCGCCGGCAACAUUUGGGGAGGAGAGCCGGAGUACAGAAGGGGGGAACUUUGGCUUCAAACACACUUUUGGGUUUGUUUUUGGUCGUAUCGUCUGUUGCACCGUUCGCACCUUGUAGCAGAGACCCAAGGUGGCAACCAUGACUCUCUCCAAGGAUUAUGAGGGGACCCUGCAACAAGCAGUCCUUCCGCCGGACGAGGAUGAGAUAGACAUUAUCGGGGAGGAUGAAUCGCAUAUCCCCGAAACUCUUUUGUCUUGUCCGGAGGAGAUGGUGUCUGCCGAACGCGUCACCGAGCUGGACUGCUCGGAAGUCGACUCGUCCGGGGAGAGCGAGAGCAGUUUCUGCGCCGACGCCGGUUCGUCCGGGAGACAACAGAACAGCUCGGUCAAACCCCCGUAUUCGUACAUAGCCCUCAUUACCAUGGCGAUCCUGCAAAGCCCACAGAAGAAGCUAACACUCAGUGGCAUCUGCGACUUCAUAAGCAACAAAUUCCCCUACUACAGGGAGAAGUUUCCCGCCUGGCAAAACUCAAUCAGGCACAACCUCUCCCUCAACGACUGCUUCAUCAAGAUCCCCCGGGAGCCCGGAAAUCCGGGCAAGGGCAACUACUGGUCCCUGGACCCAGCCUCCGAGGACAUGUUUGACAACGGCAGCUUCCUUCGUCGAAGGAAAAGGUUCAAAAGAAACCAACCAGAGUACGUGAAAGACGGCAUCAUGUUUUACCCAAAUUUCAGCCUGUCGACCUAUCGACCCUGUGGGCGACCUUACGGUGUUCAGGGCCAAGGGGGCGCGCAGGCGGCGGCCCUCAGGUACAUGCCAUUGCGGGAUGGGGUCGUGAUCCCGCCCUCUCCGUAUUUUCACUACCACGGGGUGAGCGGCGGCAAGGUCUCCGAACCAAAGGGCUUUCAGGUGCAGCUGUGCGCGAGCUCCCCGGAGCAAAAGCCCACGCGCGUGACGCAAAGCAAGUGCUCCUUCAGCAUAGACAGCAUCAUGGGGAAGACUUCGCCUUCCUGUCCGCCAAGUCUGGACGGCCCCGAGUCGCCCCCGGUGGACUAUUCGCAAUUCUUCGCGAGAUCGGCGACCUGUUUGGUUCCGGCUAUGUUUUCUGCGCCAAGAACUUCAUUUUGUCCGACUCCCUUGUUAAGCACGGUCCAUUCGGCCAUGGAAGCGAUGCAGAUUCCGUACCCUCAUUGCUAAACAUUCCAUUGCCAUUUCAGAAAUGACUCCAACUGUCGCGUAAAGGCGUUCCAUUUACGCACGACUCAUUGUGACUUCAUCUGUGAGCUGCACGUUAUUUAUGAAUUCCAAAUAAUUAUUUCUGAUAAUAUGUGUACGUCUAUCUGAUUGCUGUUUAAUUAUAGCUUUAAUGUAAAUAAAUAGAGUUAAUAUAUUUGUUAAUCGACGUGUGUUGUCAUAAUAGACUACACCAA